Messenger RNA from Actinia tenebrosa (Australian red waratah sea anemone), 3496 nucleotides. RefSeq lists its product as uncharacterized. The record is from RefSeq and is a predicted model, not a curated record. Lineage: Eukaryota; Metazoa; Cnidaria; Anthozoa; Actiniaria; Actiniidae.
CCAAUAUUUCUCUCCAACAUUCGCAAUGUUACCAACUUCUUCUGAAGAGAACAUGUCACAUAACACGGCAUUAGACGUCAAGAACUACGAUGAUAAAGGCCACGAAAAGCCAGAAUCUGUCGCGAAGGACGCUAAAGUAAUGGAAGUAUGGCAGCAUAUCACAGACUAUACGGAUCUAAAUGCGUGCUAUUCGUCUCCAAGUCAAUGGAAUUUUAGAUUUUUAGAGAUAACUGGACAAAAUUGCGAGACUCACAGGAAUAUUGAAGAAAUCUGUAAAAGAAUUCCUAAGCUUAGGAUUGAAACGAAGACCCGUUAUGUCAAGCCACGAGUUGAGUCGAAGUUACGCAUCGACUUUAAAUACAAACCUCCAAGAAAAGCUACAAAAUCUCUUCCCAAACCACACAAGGAAAAGAUAGUAUCAAUCAAAGUUCUGGUUCCUAAGCCAUCAGAUGAGAAUUUAUCUAGAAAUUGCACUUGUACGUGUGAGAGUCCAGAAGAAAUAGGGAAACGAAAUGACAUUAGGAGAAGCUACGAAGAACAAGAAGAAGAAGAUGAUGAUAUUUCAUUCAAAGAAUUGCUUGAUAUUUUAUUCAAAUAUGAUAAGGAAACACACAAAAAUGGAUCAUCGAAUGUCAUUUGUAAUCUUGUCAAAAGGUUUCAAGGAAAUUCUCUUUUAAAUGAAGACGAAGUUAAGAGGGUGCUAAAGAUGUUAGACUCUAAUAACCACAUUGUACAGGAAUGUUUACUGAUACUGAUCAAUAAGGUGACAAGCACUUCUACGACUGCUAAACUGUUCUUGCAAAACGAUGUUCUUAAUGAUCUAAUAUACCUUAUGUUGAUGGGAUCUACCGAUGACGUUCAACUACAAGCUGCUUGUUGCAUAGCCAAGUUAACCGAACGAGAAGAGUUCUCUGAUUUAUGGAUGGAAGCAAUGGCUAUCUCUGGAACCGAGGCUCUUUUCGAUGUUUUAUCAGCGGAUGAGGAGACUGUGUUCGAGUCUUUACGUAAAGCAAUAUUGGAUGCAGUCAUGAACCUGGCAAAAAACCAGAAGAUGGCUGCAAUGUUAAUAAACGGCUUUGAUUUAACGAAAAUCAUUGACUUGACGCGCUGUAAGACCGACGAAGGCAAAGUAUUUGGGUCUCCUGCAAUUCAGAAAGUGGCUAUGGGAGUUCUCAACAGUCUACUUGCACACAGCUAUGAUAUAGUUGAGCAGUUUAUUUCUAAAUACAGUGAAGCUGUUGAUAGGGUUCUGGACAUCUUGCAGUACAGCUCAUGCUCUCAACAGCAGGAAGCAGCUCGGUUUCUAUCAACGUUAACCUUAUUUCCUCAUGGCAUUGACCCCGUUAUAUCCCAUCAUGCAACAGAGCACCUCCUUUGGGCCAUGACAUGCUCUCAUUGUAGAUUUGUCCGAGAAAACACAAGUAAAGCCUUCAAAAACAUAACGCAACACUCGGACAAGACUAAAGUGCUCAGUGCGCUUGAGCAGUUCUCAAUCGCACAAAUUGAUCAACCAUAUGAUUCAAAUAGAGAACUCGACGCACUCAGAGCUCAACCAACAACAACUAAAAUCAUUAGUGAUUUACAGAAACAUACGUCAUUAUCGAAACUGGAGAAAACCAUGGUAGACAUAUUUUCCGUUCUUAGUAUAAGUUUUCAAACUGACUCGUUACACUUGUGCGGAACAAGUAGAACGUUUACAAACGAUAGUCAAGGUAAAGAUGCCAGAAAUUGUCAGGGAAUAUCGACCAAAGGUGUUAAUGAGCAGUACCUUAGUAGUUUAAGGGUGCUCGUCAAUAUUUUGGUUGCCAUGGCGACGUUAAUUUGUUUGAAAGACAGGGACGAAAGCGAGAAAGAGAUUCCCUGUUCGUUGGGAAAUGGAGCAAAUCUUAGUCUUGCCGCAUUAUUUGUUCAAUGCGGUGGUCUACAGUUUCUCAAUCAACUCCGAUUCCUAACGACCAAACUACAACGUGUAAACCCUCCCAGUUUCCAUGAAAUCGACCCCACAACUUUACCACCAAAGGAAAUAGUAUCUUCAAUCAAAAAUACAAGAUCAGAACUGAUAUUCACUGCUUCCGGCCAAAAGCGAAUACCGAAAAAUCGCUACCCAGAUUUUGGGUUUCAUUCGGCAGAAAUUCAAUUCGUAGGACAAGCUGUCGAAUUCCUUAAUCUUCUGGUGCAAGUAACAACUCAAGAUUUCGAUCCUGUUCAAGAGGAUCUGAACGUAUUUAUUCACAACAGGUCACCCCCUGCACUUUCUAAAAGAAAACAUAUUUCUUUCCUAAGUGCGGCUUUGGUCGUCAGGAGUGUCAUCAGGGUGAAUGGUUCAAUAUCUCCCCGUGGGGGUAAGGAAGGCAACGAUAAUGGCAAUAAGAAAAGAAUAAAACGGCAUAGUUCCAGAUCUCUAAGUAGUCGCACGAGUCAUACAACUAUGGAGAGAAGAUCAACGACUACAAGCCAAGUAACCAAGUCUUCCUCGUCGCCUUCUGUGUUAGAUCCUGGGACGAGCUCAAAGAACGAGAUGAUUCAUUAUGUGAAGCAAAGUCUUUUAGCAGCUAAUGUGGUGUCACUUCUUGCUGUUUGGGUUACCUGUGGUGUCUAUGACAUUCAAAUAGGUGUCAUUAAAGUACUGCGGUACUUGAUGCACACAUACAAUCCACCAAAACGAGUCUGUAAUGACCAGGCUUCACACAAUCAACCUCAGGAAGCUUGGGCCACAAAGACCAAGAAAGCUUCCAAAUCCACGAAACCAAGUCAGCGGUCCUCUCUUACUCAACUAAACAAACCAAAGAACAAGUCCACUCAACUUAGUCACUUGUGUGUACGUCACGUGAUCCAGUACUGUGGGGCUUAUCUCUUGGAUCUUCUUGAGCCUCCAGCAACGAGAAAUUUGGGGAGGUUGUCGUUAAUGGUAAUACGAGAGGCGAUAGUAAAUGGAGAGAAUGAUAGCCGACUCAACUUCGUCAAACUUGGUUGUCUGUCACAAGUUAUUAAUUACAUCCGGGGUACGGAAGAUGAACCAGAAAUCCAAAGUCUCGGUUUGGUUGUACUCCGGAGCCUGGUAUCUAAUAACCAGGCUCUUAAGCAGCUCUUCCUAGCGCACGGAGGUAUGAGCCUCGUUAUGGCACUUUAUGAGUACAAAGAAGGAUUGGUCAAAGAGGAAGCUGCUUGUACGCUGAAGAUGUUUUCCAGAGCAUCUGCCGAUACAGGGAAUAAAACAAAAGGCCCGACGGCUCAUUCUAAGAAGCGUUCUAGAACCCAGACCACCAAUGACGACAUCUGGGAUCACGUGACAAAGAAGUGGGAAGGCCAAGAUAAGGUGGCCAAAGUCUUAACGAAGUUUAACGUCAGAUACUAAAGAAAUACUCCGCACAUAGGUGGGCAAUUUCAAAGAUAUACCGAAUAUCUAAUAAUAAGUCAAUGUCAUAUUUUUAAGUGAAUCACGAGCAACUUUAUAGGAAUAAAUUUUAUUGUUUUUGCGGUAUCAUAGAAUAAUGAA